GCCCAAUACUGUGUAAUCCAUUAAAACGUUCGGUCAGAAGGUUGGUUGAAGCGAGAAGAAACGGAUUGAGGUUAGCCAGCUUCUUCUUCUUCUUAAAUUGAUCAUGACUUCGUCCAAUUUUAUGUAAAAAACAACAAAGUUCAUCGAAUUACAGAGUAUUAGAUAUUGGGUUCUUACACUCUUUCUAUAAUCACUGAAUUUGAAGCAAAAAAACAGUUCUUUAGUCUGUCCAUUACUUGCAACCCAAAAUCCUAAUUGAUUAUUUGUUGGAGGAUUUGGAGAUUGAAUGAUCUUUCUUUCAUUCUUCUUUGAUUUUGUUUUCUCUAUCUAAUACUUGGUAUUUUAAUCAAUGUUUAUCAACAAAGGUGGAACUUGGAAGUGGGGAUUGCGCUAAAAAAACCUCACUCAUAAUGUUUAUCAUUAUCAUGGGGCACAUAAUUACCUGAAUUUCUUAAAUUAGUAGGGUUUGAACAUUACCACGUUCUCAAAUUAUUGUGAUAUAUCCUAUCUAAACAGAGAAUAUGAUUAUACAAAAAUGUUUUUUUGCUCUAGCGAAAUUUUUUAUGUUUUGGUGACUUGGUGUAUAGUUACGACAUUCCCUUGAUUUGUGGGAUAGCAUGAGCCGAGAUCCCUCGAAGGAUGGCUUUCUUCCUACCUGUUCAGAUGAAGAUGUGCCCCGUCAAUGUUUUCAGCUCUGUUGAUAGGUGUAAAGUUGUCACUGACUAUAAACUGAAAUCAAGUCAUCAUGAUGUGCUGGCCGGGGAAGAACAAUCUCGUCGCAGGUUUCUUCUAGGAUGUAGCAUGAUCCCUUUUGUUUCAUUUAAUGGAAGAUUUGGUUUGUUACCAGCUUGGGCUGGAGAGAAAUCAAAAGCAGCCCAAGAUGAUGAGGGCGUUAUUGGAGCCUUAAAGUCCUUGUUUGAACCAAAUGAGAAAACUAAAUCAGGGAAAUUCUUACCCAAGGACUACUUGAAAUCAGUGAGAGAAGUGAUUAAGACAUUGCGGGAAUCACUCGAGGAGGAUCCCAAUGACAUGGCCAAGUUUAGGAGAACAGCGGAUGCAGCAAAGGAGUCAAUUCGUGCGUACUUGGGUGGGUGGAGAGGAGAUAAAACUGUGGUUAAUGAGGAAUCAUAUGAGAUGCUAGAGAGAGCAAUAAGAGCAUUAGCCAACUUUUACUCAGAGGCAGGCCCAUCUGCACCACUUCCUGAGCAUGUUAAAGUUGAGAUUCUAAAUGAUCUCAUCAAAGCAGAGGAUGAUUUGUAAAAAGAAACAGCAGAGAAUCUGUUAAUGCACAAGCAAUCCACGGGAAGACGCUGUACUUUUUCUCACCCCAUUGCUGUAUACACGAUAGCAAAACAAGUUUCAGGAAUGGGGUGACAACCCCCAUCUUGAGUUACAUGAUGGAUGACAAUCUAUGGGUCAAUUUGAGAUUAGUAUUAUUAUGUGCUGAGUUGUGAAGUGGUCCUUGAAUGCCCAUGGAUACAUUUGUUCCAAUUUUACAAAUUUUGUUUUAACUGUUCUAAAACAAAUUGAAGGGCAUAGAUGUUCUACGCAGUAUAAUUACAUUGUAUAUACAUUUUUAUCCCAUCAUUUUAUGCUAAAUAAAUUAUAAAUAAAU
Messenger RNA from Cuscuta epithymum, 1615 nucleotides. The record is from the annotation of a GenBank genome assembly. Lineage: Eukaryota; Viridiplantae; Streptophyta; Magnoliopsida; Solanales; Convolvulaceae.